This is a messenger RNA of Orycteropus afer afer, 474 nucleotides long. The record is from RefSeq and is a predicted model, not a curated record. NCBI's taxonomy places the organism in Eukaryota, Metazoa, Chordata, Mammalia, Tubulidentata, Orycteropodidae.
AUGAAAACAGAUGAAGUAGAGCUCACUGAAAACAUCGGCCUUCCCCUGAAUCUGCUUGAAAAACAUAACCCUUGGCCAGCCUAUGUCACAUAUACCUCCCCAGUGGUGAAAAGACUCAUUGAGAAAAGCAGAGCUCGAGAACUGGAAUGCAUACAAGCCCUAGAGGAAAGCCAGCAGGCAUCAAAGCACAGCAAGCCUCUCAGUGUCAUUCAAGUGAAACGUUGGAAGUCCUCCAAGCCCUCUAGUGAGGCCAUGUUCAAGGACAAGCUGUCAGAUACCACACUAUCAGUUUUGGGCACUUACUCUGUAAUGGCCAUGGCUCCCUCUGUUCUCCCAGAACCAACACACAUUACAGAUUCCAAAGAAAGUCCCACCACAAAUUUUAACAAGAUCAUCUUCUCCCGAAAGCCCAUGAUGAGGAUGCUUCCAUACAACUCACUAUUGGCAAGCAAAGAGAAACAUUCCAAUGUUUAG